AUGGAAUUUCAGAUGGCGGUGCCGGAUGGAUGCUGUCCAGGCGAGACAAUUUACAUGGACUUGCGAGAGGGCGGUGGAUAUACAGCCAACUCGCUCAGCAGCAAGCAGAAGAGCAACUCUAGACCUCCCUCCGCCGUUCGGAAGCUGGUGAAGGAGGAAUUGGUGGCGCCAGAAGAGAAGGAUGAGACCAUCACGGCUUCCCCGUCUGUCCCAGCCGAAAUUCUGGAAAUCACCAUCCCGGAGGAUUGCCACCCUGGCGACUCCUUCAUCAUCGAGGUGAACGACGUUGAGCUGGAGCUUACGGUUCCUGCCGGAUGUCAGCCAGGGGAGGUGAUCUACAUGGACUUGCUGCCUGAAGGCACCCUGACCAACUCCCGGCCUGCCUCCGCGACCACCGCGGACGACAAGUUGAACUCCCGACCAGCCAGCGCCAAGAAGACCAGCGUGGUCUCCGAACAGGUGCAGAUCGCUCCUUUGCCCCGUGGCAUUCCGGAGCAUCAGCUGGACAUGAACCAGCCGGCACGUCUCACGAAGACGCUGGAGGCCAUGGGCUGGACCAAGGAGAUCCAGCAACUGAAGCAGGAAGUGGCGCACUUGAAGAGUGUGCAGAUCGCUCCUUUGCCCCGUGCCAUUCCGGAGCAUCAGCUGGACAUGAACCAGCCGGCACGUCUCACGAAGACGCUGGAGGCCAUGGGCUGGACCAAGGAGAUCCAGCAACUGAAGCAGGAAGUGGCGCACUUGAAGAGUGUGCAGAUCGCUCCUUUGCCCCGUGCCAUUCCGGAGCAUCAGCUGGACAUCAACCAGCCGGCACGUCUCACGAAGACGCUGGAGGCCAUGGGCUGGACCAAGGAGAUCCAGCAACUGAAGCAGGAAGUGGCGCACUUGAAGAGUGGAGUCUCCGCAGCGGCCCCUGAUGCGCCUGCGCCGGCUGCACCCGGCAGGGCACUGCGUGCUGCUGGUCUCCGCCAGCUUGCCGGCGCUGCCGGAAAUCCAUCGCCGGGAGCGGCUGGUCAGCCCCCUGGACAAGGACGAUGCCGGCCGUGA
Effrenium voratum is the source of this 1044-nucleotide messenger RNA. Lineage: Eukaryota; Dinophyceae; Suessiales; Symbiodiniaceae. The record is from the annotation of a GenBank genome assembly.